UGCAGGGUGGCUGCUGGUGCGGACGUUGUUGGUAGUGGGAAAGAUGGAUGAAUUUCAAACGGCAGAGGAGUCUUCAUUUGUAGUGGAUGAAAUAAGCAACAUCAUUAAAGAGUCAAUUGAAAGUGCCAUCGGUGGUAAUGCUUACCAGCACAACAAAGUGAACCAGUGGACUACUAAUGUGGUAGAACAGACACUCAGUCAGCUUACAAAGUUGGGCAAGCCGUUCAAAUACAUAGUGACCUGUGUAAUUAUGCAAAAGAAUGGUGCAGGACUUCAUACAGCAAGCUCUUGCUUCUGGGAUAAUGCAACGGAUGGAAGCUGUACCGUGAGAUGGGAGAACAAGACUAUGUACUGUAUUGUCAGUGCCUUUGGACUUGCAAUAUAAUUUUUCAAUUCCUGAUUGUUUUUUUAUAAAUUCAUACUCUGACAACACCUUUUUGAGUUAAAGAAAAUUCUUAUUUUUUCAUCUGAAAGAAUGCUAUUUUUUUUGGCUAUUCAGCAUUAUAACCAUUAGUACUAAACCAAAUCUAAAAUCUUCUGCAUUAUCUUAUUUAAGGUGCUACAAGCUACUAUCAAGUGCCACAACAAAUUGCCUGAUCUUGUUCAUCAAAUACAAUAAUUGUUACAUUUGUUACCUUAGCUAAUACUAAAUUAUUGAAUACAUGCUUUAUAUUUUUACAGUGUAAUUUCCACUGUGUCAUUGGUUCUACCUGGCAUCCACCAUUUUUCUUCCUGUUUUUUGUCACUGUGUAAAAACAAACAAAUUAAUAUGGCAGAUAUAUUUUUUAGGACUAGUCUGUCAUUUGUGUCUCAACUUGUUAAUUUUUUUUGCAUCACUUUUCAUGUGUGCACUGUCUUAAUAUCACAAUUUCACUAAUAACUUGUGUUAACAGCAUGGAUGGGUUUUUUUUAGAAUGACCUAAUGCAAAGACUUGUAUUUAUGUUGUUAAAAAAAUAAAUGCAUGGCAAGAAAAGCAUCAAAGGUUUCAGGCUAUUUUAGGCAGUUUCACUGUGCAUUGGGAGGUGUGUUGUACCCAAGGAGAAAAUAAAUUUUGCCAGACUUGAAAAA
Xenopus tropicalis (tropical clawed frog) is the source of this 1069-nucleotide messenger RNA. RefSeq names its product dynein light chain Tctex-type 1 (gene dynlt1). Gene Ontology annotation, cellular component: cytoskeleton. NCBI's taxonomy places the organism in Eukaryota, Metazoa, Chordata, Amphibia, Anura, Pipidae. The record is from RefSeq and is marked provisional. The transcript is spliced from 5 exons. The coding region runs from base 44 to 385 and encodes 113 amino acids.